AUGUCGGGCAUCUUUGACAUGCGCCGGAAAGGCUCUGGCUGCGAAGCGGCUUCGCUCUUGUCCGAGCACGGGCUCCUGCUCCGGCUGCGAAGCGGUGUGGCCUGUGAGAUCUGUGGCCGGCUGUACUCGCGCGCCCUCUCGCUGGAACACCACAAGAAGGUGCACGAGGGCCUGACCACGUGUCCCCGUGCGUUCGCCUGCGACGUGUGUGGCCGGUUCUACGCGCACGCCGUGUCUCUGGGGCUGCACAAGAAAGUGCACGAGGGCUUGACGACGUGUGCGCUCUGUGGAAAGGUGCUCAACAAAGUGGCCGAUUUGAGGGCGCAUCUGCGCCAGGUUCAUCGGCUGUCAAAAGACGACGUCAAGAAAAUUGUUCCACAUCGGCCGCUGUUCUGCGAUGUCUGCGGUCGCAAGUACUUCCACGUGAGCUCCCUGGCGCUGCACAAGAAGGUUCAUGAAGGCCUGACGACGUGCGUCAUCUGUGGCAAG
Molecule: messenger RNA, 489 nt
Organism: Pollicipes pollicipes
Lineage: Eukaryota; Metazoa; Arthropoda; Thecostraca; Pollicipedomorpha; Pollicipedidae
Product: zinc finger protein 234-like
Exons: 4
Biological process (GO): regulation of transcription by RNA polymerase II
Cellular component (GO): nucleus
Molecular function (GO): DNA-binding transcription factor activity, RNA polymerase II-specific
Source: RefSeq, a predicted model, not a curated record